AUGACUGCCGGGGAGCCCGAGGUCGAGAAGAAAGAGCCCAUCACCACUGAUCCGUCCAGCGAUAGCCAGCCUUCCUACGAUGAUGUCGAGGCUGCGCAUGGUACGGUCGAGCACAUCAGCCCCUUGAAGCGUAGUCUUCAGGGCCGCCAUAUGCAGAUGAUUGCCAUUGGCGGUGCUAUUGGUGCUGGUUUGUUCGUCGGUACAGGAGAAGCUCUGUAUGAGGGUGGCCCUGGGUCUUUGCUUCUCGGUUACUUGAUCGUCGGUGGAAUGCUCUUGUUGACCAUCCAAGCCCUGGGAGAACUGGCCGUCCUGUACCCUGUCAAUGGCGCUUUCUUCACGUAUUGUGUGCGGUUCAUCGACCCUUCAUGGGGCUUCGCCGUUGGCUGGGACUAUGCGAUCGGUUGGCUGAUUAUCUUGCCCUUUGAAAUCACGGCGGCAGGUAUCACGAUACAGUUCUGGCGCGACGACAUCAACAUCGGAGUCUGGGUUACUGUCUUCCUUGUUGCUCUGUCUGCCAUCCAGAUCUUCGGAGUGAGGGGAUACGGGGAGGUCGAGUUCGUCCUUAGUAUCAUCAAGGUCACCGCCCUCCUCGGCUUCAUCAUCCUGGGCAUCGUGAUCGACUGCGGUGGUGCCCCGAAAGGGUCUUACAUCGGCACCCAUUACUGGUUCGACCCAGGUGCCUUCACCACCUUUGAGGGCUUCUGUGCCGUGUUCACGACGGCAGCGUUUGCAUUUGGCGGCACGGAGAUGACCGGUCUCGCGGCCGCCGAGGCCGCCAACCCGGCCAAGUCAAUCCCCAAGGCGACCAAGCAGGUGUUUUGGCGCAUCACCCUCUUCUAUGUCGUGGGCACUUUUAUCGUGGGCUUGAUUGUGCCCGCCAAUGCCGACUACCUACUCGGCUCGUCCGGGGCAAACACCAAGGCGUCCCCCUUUGUGGUCUCCAUUCAGAACGCAGGCAUCAAGGGGCUCCCCUCCGUGAUGAACGCCGUGAUCACCAUCUCCGUGAUCAGCGUCGCCAACUCGGCCACCUUUGGGUCCAGCCGCACCAUCCAGGCCCUCGCCGCCAACGGCAUGGCGCCCAAGUUCCUGGCUUACGUCGAUAACGCCGGCCGCCCGCUGUACUGCAUCCUGCUGCAGAUCGCAUUCGGCUUCCUGGCUUUCAUCAACGAGGCCUCGUCCACAGGCGACACCAUCUUCACCUGGCUGCUCGCCCUGUCUGGUGUCUCCAACUUUUUCAUCUGGGGCAGUGUCUGCUUCGCGCACAUCCGCUUCCGCCAGGCCUGGAAAUAUCACGGCCACAGCGUCGACGAACUCGCGUACGCCGCCCCCUUUGGUGAGAUCGGCAGCUGGAUCGGCCUCUCCCUUAACGUCCUCUGUCUCAUCGCAGAGUUCUACGUCUCCAUCGCGCCCCUCAACGCCACGGACUUCUUCGAGAAUUAUCUCUCCGUCCCCUUGAUCCUCGCCCUCUACUUCUGCUGGAAGAUCUACUCGGCUAACUCCAAGGACCCCAAGAUCAACAACCGCGGCUGGAAGAUCCUCCUCAACAUCGAGGAAAUAGAUGUCAUGAGCCAUAUCCGUGAUGGAGCCUUGGACGUCGACCUCCCGCCUCGCAAGGUCUAUGCAACUUGGGGCGAGUGGUUCAAGGCUGCCCCCAUGAGGAUGGUUCGGUCUUUGAUUUAA
Penicilliopsis zonata CBS 506.65 is the source of this 1680-nucleotide messenger RNA. RefSeq lists its product as hypothetical. Gene Ontology annotation, molecular function: amino acid transmembrane transporter activity. Bases 1 to 1680 code for a protein of 559 amino acids. Gene Ontology annotation, cellular component: membrane. The record is from RefSeq and is a predicted model, not a curated record. Gene Ontology annotation, biological process: amino acid transmembrane transport. Lineage: Eukaryota; Fungi; Ascomycota; Eurotiomycetes; Eurotiales; Aspergillaceae. The transcript is spliced from 5 exons.